AUGGAAUUGUCUUCUCAACCAUUUCAUGAAACUAACACCAAGGUUGAUAAUUGUGUUGUUCACCUCAGACCAGAUCUUGGUGAACAUAUGGUUCGUCGUUUGGCUGACAUGGGGAGUACCCAGUUUAUCACCACAACGUUCCGCCCAGAGCUUGUGAAAGUUGCUGAUAAGAUAUAUGGGGUGACACACAAAAAUAGGGUCAGCCGUGUCAAUGUUGUCUCCAAGGAAGAAGCUUUAGAUUUUAUUGAGCAUGAUCAAUCCCACAAUGUUGAAUUCGCUGGAAAGAUCGUGUGGAGGACAAUAGAAGUUGUCAACGUGGAUGGUAUAGACAUCUUCAUGCACUCAUCCCCAGGAAAAUACUAA
Molecule: messenger RNA, 363 nt
Organism: Ilex paraguariensis (yerba mate)
Lineage: Eukaryota; Viridiplantae; Streptophyta; Magnoliopsida; Aquifoliales; Aquifoliaceae
Source: the annotation of a GenBank genome assembly